AAAGAAAGUUGAAAUAAACUUCCCGUUUCGUUUCAGCAACUGCAGCAUUGGAUGCGGGAAGGGGGCAGGAAAAACCGUCUCAUCAUUUCAGACCAGGGGGUGUCAGAGACCAACUCAAGUCGCACCAAACCUCAUCCCCAUUUUGACUGUCUCGUCGAGUAAAGUAUGUACAAAUAGAAGUGAACAGUUUUCUGGAUUUUUCUUGAGCAGAAAUAGAAAAAUAAUCUUGUUUUGGUCCCCAACGACCCGCUACGCGAAUGCAAUGAUGCCCAUUGAUCUUUCCCAUAAAACACAUAGAAUGCUUUGACCACCGAACAAAAUAGACAACCCUCAAUGGACUCGCCAUGCCAAAGGUUGUCCCCUUUUUCUUUCCCGUCUCUAAAACACAAGAGGACAAAAAAGAACACCACACCAAAAAGGCAGGCAGGACCGAAAAAUAAAGUGCGAGUUCAUUGUAUUUCCCACCCCGACUCGUGUUGUUUUGUACAAAAAACUUCGCUUUAUUUUCACUCCAAGAAGUGUAUACAAGACAAAAAGUGUAAGAAGGAUAAGCUUGUUGGAGCGCUUGUAGUAGCCGGUAGGCUUAGCGGCGCCGGAGGCGGUGCCGUUGGUAGGGUAGGGGGCAACGGUGACGGUGGUGGAAAGGGUGACAACGUCCUCGUCGGCGGGGCAGUCAUCCUCCUCAUCGUCCUCGCCGUCAGCACCGACACCGCCGGUAGUGGCGGGGGCCUCAGCAGAGGCGGUCUGGCUGGCGCUGGCGGAGGGAGUGGCAGCGGGAGCAGAGCCACCGAUGGUAACGUAGACGGUAGAGAGGUCAGAGGCGGAGAGGGUGGCGCUGCGAGCAGGGCAGUUGGUGAUGGUAGGGGCGCAAGAGGUGACGGUAGCAACCUCGGUGACCUCGACGGUGAGGGUGGUGUAGCCGGCGGGAGCGGUAGAGUUGUCGCGGCGCCAGUGGAAGUGGCGGGGCUGGUGGGCGGAAGCGCUGGCGAGCGAGGCCAUGAGGCCAACGGCGGCGAUGCAGGACUUCAUUUUGAUAGAUGUGGAUGGGUUUGUUUCCAACGACUUCUUAGGUUGCUCGUUCGGAUCGGGGAUCGUAAAAGGGGCGAAAGAUCAAUUUCGCGGGGGAUGUUUCUCAAAGUGUUGGCUGCAAGACACAGUUUGCGCAAAUGAACGAAUGGUAUACUCGAUAGAGAGCGUGGGUGAGGCUGAAUGAAUGGAAUGUGUCCGAAGACUGACAACGAAAGACUGUGCGGUGGAGGGAGAAAGAUGGAAAGAGUAGGUGAAGGAGAGGAAGGGCGAGAAGGUAUUUAGAAGAGGAGAGGGAGGUCAGAGUCCUUUUAGCCCGUGGAGCCCAUGGU
This is a messenger RNA of Colletotrichum godetiae, 1358 nucleotides long. RefSeq lists its product as uncharacterized. NCBI's taxonomy places the organism in Eukaryota, Fungi, Ascomycota, Sordariomycetes, Glomerellales, Glomerellaceae. The transcript is spliced from 3 exons. The record is from RefSeq and is a predicted model, not a curated record. The coding region runs from base 334 to 1170 and encodes 278 amino acids.